Molecule: messenger RNA, 291 nt
Organism: Phytophthora infestans T30-4
Lineage: Eukaryota; Oomycota; Peronosporomycetes; Peronosporales; Peronosporaceae
Product: secreted RxLR effector peptide protein, putative
Exons: 1
Coding region: 1-291 (96 amino acids)
Source: RefSeq, a predicted model, not a curated record
AUGCGUCUGUCCUUCAUCAUCGUUGCCGUCUCCCUUCUUGCAGGCGGUAGCGGAGCAGCUGGGGCCGCCUACCCUGCGUCGGAUGUCUUGACAUCGCGAGGUACAAACGAAGGCGCAAGAACCGGCAAGAGAUCGUUGCGCUACGACAGUAAUGUGGAGCGCACUGGCGAGGAGGACGAUGAAAUAAAGUUCCUCCCAGAUGCGGAGAAACUUGCUCAGCUCGCGAAACUAGCCCAUACGAACAAGGCUGAUUCUCUUGGGACAUCACUGAAGAAUUUUUUAAGCAACUAG